AGCAGGAACCAUGACGAAGCGGUCCUUCGAGCGUCCCCGUUGCAUAGAAACGAAAGCCGUCGGGUAAUCGUGCAACACUACAAACUUUUAUUAUCUGGACACUUAGAUAAGUAUAGAAAAUCAGUCAGCUUUUCCUCAUAGACCAAAAAUGGUACCUGGAUAAUGGUACUUUGGAUAAAUAGCCUUGGUUAACAAAUGCUGUCAACACUAAUUGAGUUAGCAGCGCUAGCCGACUGUUAACUAACCUUAUCCUAGCCGUCGUUGUCUCCUUCGGAUGCGCAGGCUGCGCGGUAUUUGUAAAUUCAGCUAGGCUAGCGAUACAACCGUCUUUCUCCAAACGAUAGAAAGUUAAAAAAAAGAAGGAAAUGGCUGGCGACUUUAGCAACAUAUCUGAACUGGACCAAAAGAAGUACGAUGCAGACGAACAAGUGAAGAUCAUCUGCCUAGGAGACAGCGCAGUUGGUAAAUCUAAGCUGAUGGAGAGGUUUCUCAUGGAUGAAUAUCGUCCCCAGCAGUUGUCAACUUAUGCUUUGACUCUCUACAAACACACAGCCACUGUAGGAAACAAGACAGUAGCGGUCGAUUUCUGGGACACUGCUGGUCAGGAGAGAUUUCAGAGCAUGCAUCCUUCAUACUACCACAAAGCACAUGCAUGCAUCAUGGUUUUUGAUGUUCAAAGGAAGAUCACAUAUAAGAAUCUUGCUAACUGGUACAAGGAGCUGAGAGAGUAUAGGCCACAGAUACCCUGUUGUGUGGUUGCCAACAAAAUUGAUGCUGAUUUGAAGGUGACACAGAGAAGCUUUAACUUUGGGAAGAAGCAAGGUCUUCCGUUUUACUUUGUGUCUGCUGCUGAUGGGACUAAUGUUGUUAAGCAGAUGUUCAGAGAGAUGAUCAAGAGAGCAGUGGACUACAAGCAAAACCCCAGCGACUUCAUGGACGAAGUGAUGCAAGAAUUAGAGAACUUUGACCUGGAGAAGAAGGAAGAUAAUGCAGAGGCAGAUGAGGAUGGAUUGAAAGCAGAGAGCCCCGAGUUGGUCUGAUAUUUCCAGACCCUCCAAACCCUCUUAUCAUCUCAUGGAUUAUUUUAUCCUCCUCUGGUAUUGAUUCGGUGAAUAGAUGAUGCUUUUAUUCAAAAUGUCAGAGAUCUCUGAUUCUCUGUGACUGAGACAGUUAACAGGCACGUUGUUUGUCACGUGUAAUAUGUAAUUUUGGUGGGGUUUUUUUUCAGUCACCGUCCUCUAUCUGUCCAGUGAUGUUGGCAGGGAAAUAAACCUGGUGGAAUAAUUAGGAACUGUGUUCUUUACCAGGUUUUGAUUUAGCAUUGUUAUUCAUAUUUUAACAAUAUAUACAAUAAUAACAGUAGGAAUACCUACAGUGAGACUGAACGUUUGCUUAUUUUGUGUCAUGUAACAAGAAUGUGAAGCAUUGAACACUAACUUGCACAGAACAAAGAGAAUGUGUGAAUUUGAGCCACAUUUGCUGCUGUUCUUGAUGUUUUUGUGUAGUUUUGUGUGCAGCUCCAGUGGGGAGCUGCAUGUGCUGGCUGCUUUGGUUACAUUCAUUUUAUGAUGUGAAAGUCUGUUUUUCAUUGUGCUUUAAAUGAAAAUUGAAUGCACCAUGUAA
Messenger RNA from Scatophagus argus, 1623 nucleotides. It is a transcript of the gene rabl2, whose product is annotated as RAB, member of RAS oncogene family-like 2. NCBI's taxonomy places the organism in Eukaryota, Metazoa, Chordata, Actinopteri, Scatophagidae. Gene Ontology annotation, molecular function: GTPase activity; GTP binding. Gene Ontology annotation, cellular component: endosome; Golgi apparatus. Bases 366 to 1040 code for a protein of 224 amino acids. The transcript has 9 exons. The record is from RefSeq and is a predicted model, not a curated record.